AUGGCGAAGAAAGUUUUUCGUCUCCCUCGCAUGCAUUCCACCAAUGCAUUGCAAAAACGUAGCAAUCAUUAUCCAGUCCCUCUUCCACUAUGUGGUAUAUUUCUGUCCUAUUCAUUAUCAUCAUCUGGUAAUCAAAAGCAGAAUAAACAACUCCACGAUGAACAGUUAAGAUCUCUUGGAGCUUCAUUACAAAGCCUAGUUUCAAACAAAUUUUUUUCUAAAACUCUUGAUUCUGGAAUCGUUACUCCUGAUAGAUAUGCUUAUAAUAAAGCAGUUCAUCAGCUAGAGAAAAUAAUAGAAGAUGCUGGUAACAUGUUUGUUAAAAUGCUUAACAAGAUAAUUAAACCGAAUAAAAUUACUUAUAAUACGCUUAUUGAUGGAUACUGUAAGGCGGGGGAUUUAAAUAAAGCUUUUGAGAUUAGAGAGCAAAUGGUAUGUUCAGGAUUUGUUCCUGAUUUACUUGCGUUUAAUACUUUUUUAAGUGGGCUUUGUAGAGUGAAUCAGCUUAAAGAAGUUCGUGAAUUGUUAAAUGAAAUGAAAAUGUAUGGAUUUGUUCCGGAUGGGUUUACUAGUAGUUCUCUUAUUGAAGCGUUUUCGAAGCUUGGUGACUCUGAUGGUUUAUUGGCAGUUUUUGAAGCGAUGCUAAGGGGAGGAGUGCAACUUAAUGCGUAUACAUGUUGCCCUUUGUUGAAGGGGAUUUGCAAGGAAGGAAAGUGA
Molecule: messenger RNA, 717 nt
Organism: Papaver somniferum (opium poppy)
Lineage: Eukaryota; Viridiplantae; Streptophyta; Magnoliopsida; Ranunculales; Papaveraceae
Product: pentatricopeptide repeat-containing protein At5g12100, mitochondrial-like
Exons: 2
Coding region: 1-717 (238 amino acids)
Molecular function (GO): protein binding
Source: RefSeq, a predicted model, not a curated record